Molecule: messenger RNA, 1426 nt
Organism: Daphnia carinata
Lineage: Eukaryota; Metazoa; Arthropoda; Branchiopoda; Diplostraca; Daphniidae
Product: alpha-(1,3)-fucosyltransferase C-like
Exons: 4
Coding region: 1-1404 (467 amino acids)
Cellular component (GO): membrane
Molecular function (GO): alpha-(1->3)-fucosyltransferase activity
Source: RefSeq, a predicted model, not a curated record
AUGGAAUCAGAAUGUGCCCUUGAUGUAUCUAUAGUGCCCUGCAUAAUCAUUGUGGGCAGUUACAACGAAAAGGUGGGUAAACAAGAUUCUCUGACCCUGGACGAAGGCGAAAAGAUUUUGUGGACUCUCGUAUUAGCCGACCCUGCAGAACUUUCGCCAUUGCUCGCUUACGCCUCGCUAGAUUGGAAAAACACUAUGACAAGACGAACGUUUACCUAUUGCUACCUGAUUUGCAUAGCAGUUCUGUUUACAGCCUGGGUAAUGGUCAAAUCCUACAAAGAGCUUCCAGCUACCCAUCGCUGGAACUUGGCCUUCUCCUCCGAUAUCCUUCACUCGGCAUCGGCUUACUCGAAGCAAAAGGCAGACAAAGGUGGUGAUGAUUAUGCUCAACCUGACAUCCAGCAACGAGAAUUAUCAAACAAAUUAUUGGCAAGCAAUAAGAACAGCACGUCUGGUGCGUUGAAACUCAUCCUGAUGUGGAGUACGUGGAUGACGACUAUGGCCGACGAACCGCUGGUCAAGGCCCGUUGCCCAGUCACGUCGUGUCUUUUCACGUCAGACAUGUCGCUCCUUCGUCAAAGCGACGUCGUUGUUUUGUACAUCGACACGCUGACGGAUUUCCCGACGAACCGUCAAGCGCAUCAGCGUUUCGUUUUUGCCCAGCUCGAAUCGCCUACCAACACAAAAGUGGACACCAUCAACGACCCUCGUCUUCGUUACGACUAUUUCAACUGGACCAUGACUUAUCGCAGAGACUCCGACAUUCUCCUUCGUGAUUAUUAUGGCUCUCUGGUGAAAAUGAGCAAUCAAACAAGAACAGAUAAGAACAACGUCUCCUUCAUAAGGACCAAAACAAAAUUAGUGGCUUGGUUUGUGGCCCACUGUUCAACGCCCAUCCGCAGGGAGGAAUACGUUCGCCAAUUGAGCCAGUUCGUGACGGUGGACGUCUUUGGUCAGUGCGGCAAAGAAUGCCCGACCAAUUGCGAUGACAUGCUGCGCUCCGAUUACAAGUUCUACCUGGCCUUUGAGAAUUCGUGGUGUCCAGACUACGUGACGGAGAAGUUGAUCCGGCCGCUUGUGUACGACGCCGUGCCGAUCGUCUUGGGCGGCGCCGAUUACAGCCGUUUCGCACCUCCGCAUUCUUACAUCAACGUUCGUGAUUUUGGCUCUGCUAAGGAACUGGCUGACUAUUUGAUGCUACUAGACAAAUCGGAUGAUCUUUACGCGCGUUACUUUGACUGGAAACGAGACUACGACGUCAACCUGCUCGAUUUGUCCGGUUGGUGCGACCUGUGUCGAAUGGCACACGAUGAUUCUCUGCCGCACAAAACCUACCGAGACAUUAAACAGUGGUGGAUGGAGGACGGUGGAGAAUGCGAAACGAAUUCCACCAAAUAUUACUGAUUGUUUUUGAGGCUGUUUGAUU